CCAGUGGCUUCUCCCAGGAGCAGUUCCGGGAGGCCUGUGCCGAGCUCCAGCAGCCCGCGCUGGCCGGGGCCGAAUGGCAGCUAAUGAUGGAGACCCUGGGCAUCAGCAUCUACCGGCUGCUGGACCAGCAGACCGGACUGUACGAGUAUAAAGUCUUUGGUGUUCUGGAGGAUUGCCCGCCGGCUCUGCUCGCGGAUGUCUAUAUGGACUUAGACUACAGAAAACAGUGGGACCAAUAUGUUAAAGAACUCUAUGAAAAGGAAUGCAACGGCAAGACUGUGGUCUACUGGGAAGUGAAGUACCCUUUUCCCAUGUCCAACAGGGAUUAUGUCUACAUCCGUCAGCGGCGAGAGCUGGACGUGGAAGGACGGAAGAUCUACGUGGUCCUGGCCCAGAGCACCUCCGUGCCACAGUUUGCUGAGAGGUCGGGCGUGAUCCGGGUGAAGGGGUACAAGCAGAGCCUGGCGAUUGAGAGCGAUGGCAAGAAGGGGAGCAAAGUGUUCAUGCAUUACUUCGAUAACCCAGGUGGCCAAAUUCCGUCCUGGCUCAUUAACUGGGCCGCCAAGAACGGAGUUCCUAACUUCUUGAAAGACUUGGCGAAAGCCUGUCAGAACUACCUCCAGAAAACCUAAGGAAGGGGCUUGGGAAGCUCGUGCCCAUGCACCGACGUCUGCGGAAGAGCCACAGCCCACGGACGCUCGGCCUUCCUUUCGCUUUCCCGUCCUCAGAGGCCGGCACACCGUCCAGCUCGGCCCCAGCCUCCCUGUGUGCCUGACGCCUAGCUUCCUUUCCCACUCGCCCUGCCCUGGGCCCCGCUGGCUGCCUCCUUCCACAGUUGAAUAUGCGUCAGAUUAGGGAAACUUCUGCUUGUUUGUUUUUCAAAAGGGAAGUCUUCAGCAGGGAACACAAACACUCCAUUGUGCCUUUGGAAGGGGAUGGGUGGGUGGAGAAGCCACAACAACAACAAAACACACAAAAGAAUGCCCUCUCCAGGCAAGCUGGCUCCUGCCCAGAACUGGAUUUCUUGGGACUCCAAGUUGCAUUCCCUGCAGAGUCCGCUCACAGUGCGCCAAGACUGGAAGGCUGGGUUGACGUCCCUUUGCCUUAAGUCUGGUGACUUGAUUUGGCUGGGACCUGAGGGGAUAACCCAAUAAUUUUCUGCCCUUCUCCACAGCUGGAGGAUCACAAGCUGCUUUGAUUUGAAAAACACUGUAGGCCUGGCUACGCAUAUGACUGUGAUGUGACAACCAUUUUCUCAUCACCCAUGUCUGGGUGUUUCUCUAUCCCAUAUCCCACUGGGGAGAGGUUGGCCACACCUCACUAGCUCUUCAUUUUACUGGCAAUGGAGGCAUCCGGAUGGGUCUGGGGAUGCUUUGCACACAGCCCUGUGAUAAAGUGUCCUUAUAGACAGUACGAUGAAUUUCCCCUUGGGAAGGUUUAGAGAUGUUGACAGGAUCAUGGUGGAUUGGUUGACUCUCUACUUUUUUCUCAGGAAUUCUACCCAAGUUGUCUGCCUCUUUCCACCACCCAAAGACUUCUAUGUUUUCUCCUGAAUUUUGGUAGGGCCAGAUAUCUAUCCUGUGACACAGCCUUGAUGAUCUCAGAGAAAACGUUUAAGCACUGUGUGUGACGGUGUCAACCUUGAUGAACGGGCAUAGGCAUUCAGGAGGUAAAGCCAGAAGCCAGGGGUUUAUGAAAACGGGAUAUCUCAGACUGUACGUUUUCUCUCUGGGAAGGAAAGUGAUUGAAUACCAAAUAAAUACAGAGUGGCUUCUAUUUA
Myotis davidii is the source of this 1780-nucleotide messenger RNA. It is a transcript of the gene PCTP, whose product is annotated as phosphatidylcholine transfer protein. The record is from RefSeq and is a predicted model, not a curated record. NCBI's taxonomy places the organism in Eukaryota, Metazoa, Chordata, Mammalia, Chiroptera, Vespertilionidae. The transcript is spliced from 6 exons. Gene Ontology annotation, molecular function: phosphatidylcholine intramembrane carrier activity; phosphatidylcholine binding. The coding region runs from base 84 to 632 and encodes 182 amino acids.